Anguilla anguilla (European eel) is the source of this 2948-nucleotide messenger RNA. RefSeq names its product protein mono-ADP-ribosyltransferase TIPARP-like. The transcript is spliced from 6 exons. The record is from RefSeq and is a predicted model, not a curated record. Gene Ontology annotation, molecular function: metal ion binding; NAD+ poly-ADP-ribosyltransferase activity. Lineage: Eukaryota; Metazoa; Chordata; Actinopteri; Anguilliformes; Anguillidae. The coding region runs from base 297 to 2264 and encodes 655 amino acids.
GGUCGGCGCUGAAGAAGGAACAGAGAGUACUCUCCAAACAGCUGUGUGACUGUGUGUGUGCGCGGGUUUGUGCGUGUAUCUGAAUGUGUGCGAGUGAGCCGCAUCCACCGGAGUUGGCAUAGCCCGUGCUCUCUGUCCGAAUGGGGAAUUACACGGCUCUUACGAACCUCUUAUCGGUACACACAUUAACGCGGAUGCAGCAGGCAACCCGACGCCUAUGAGGAGACCGACGGCGGAACAGAAAAGCCGGUUCGUUUCAGGACAGGUUUGAGGAGGCGUACCCCUCCGGCGUUGUCAUGGAGACCGCUCUGCAUCCUCCGUCGCAGAUGGAGCCGGUUGCCGCGGAGCCGUCGCCGGGCGCGGCGGUCGGGACCGGGGAGUUCGCCGAGCCCGUGGGCCUGUUGGGCCGGAUCCCCCUGGUCAAGCCCUGCUUUAAGAAGAAGGACGCCCAGCGGAAGCUGGACCCGAAAUGCCUGCGGGCCCUGGACCCCGUCCUGACCUCCCUGCUGGCCUCGGACGCCCUGGUGGCGGGCGACGGGGUGUUCGUCACCCCCAAAUCGCUGAGGGCGCGCGGGACCCUGUGCUGCUCCGCGGGACCCAAGCAGGCCUGGAGGAAGCGGGCGUGUCCCGCGCAGCAGGCCGCCGCACCCCCCGGAGCUCCACCCGUUGGCGGACUACGGGGCCCCCCCGGCCCCAGCGGAGGGGAGCGGGACCCGCCCGACGUCAGCCGCCCGGCGUUGCCGGCGGCGACCGGCGAACGCCCCGUCACGCCCCGGGACGGCGAGGCGGGGGACGGCGCCCCCGGCGGUGGCCCGGGAGACGGAAUAUUCCGGGGUAAGAGCGAGGAGGCCUCCCUGGACCUGGUGUUCGACUUCCUGACGCAGCUGCAGUACCACACGCACCGGGACGAGGGCGUGGCCAUCUGCGCGGACUUCCUGCGCGGGGCGUGCGCCUACGGCAGCGACUGCGCCUUCCACCACACCGUGCUGCCCUACCAUUGGCAGAUCCGCCAGGCCGAGGGCGGGGCCUGGCGCAGCCUCUGCGACGACUCCCAGGACCAGCUGGAGCGGCUCUACUGUAACCCUGACAACGAGAGCGUCCAGCUAAAGCACCAGGGGCGUGUGUUCACGCUGGACCUCUGCACCAUGCGGGUGCAGGACCACGAGUUCGACCGGGUCAGACGCCUCAGCACGCCCGCCUCCUCGGUCGCCACGCCCCCUGAGUCCGGCCCCGCCUCCAACUACCACACGGUGUGGAAGUACUUCUGCAAGGAUAACCUGGGGUGGAGGGAGUACUCAAAGCUGGUGGUGCGCCUGAUCGAGGAGGCGAGCGGUCAGGGCCUGAAGGAGGUCCGCUUCGUCACGCUCCAGAACCAGUACGUCCUGAACGUCCGGGAGGGCUUCCAGCAGAACGCCGUCUUCGGGUUCCGCCGGCCAAUCAGGAAACGGCCCGUCUUCCUGUCCGCGGUGCUGCUCGCCCCUUACCUGCGGACACUUGGUGGUCUCUCCUCUUCAGAGGGCCUGAGCAGCUCGCACCCUCUUUCCCCCACCACGCCGGCCCCGCCCCCCAGCACCAAGGCCCCGCCCCCCACCGCCCAGGCCCCGCCCCCCGCCGCCCAGGCCCCGCCCCGGUUGUUCCCGGAGACCUGGCUGCCCAUGGGGCCGUGCCAGGACUUCCUCCAGGUGCCCGUGUCCCCGGACGACAGGAGCUACCGCACGGUGUACAGCCUGUUCCACCGGACCGUGUCCGAGACGCGCUUCCGCGUCCUGAGGGUCCUGCGGGUGCAGAACCCCUACCUCUGGGAGAAGUACAAGAGGAAGAAGGAGUACAUGUCCAGGAAGAUGUCUGAGUCGGAGCGCGGGCAGAACGAGCGCCACCUCUUCCACGGCACCUCCCAGGACGCGGUGGACGGCAUCUGCAAGCACAACUUCGACCCGCGCGUGUGCGGCAAGCACGCCACCAUGUUCGGCCAGGGCAGCUACUUCGCCCGCAAGGCCGUCUACUCCCACAACUUCUCCAAGCGCUCGCCCAAGGGCGUCCACUGCAUGUUCCUGGCCAAGGUCCUGACGGGCAGGGUGACCGUGGGGAACCCCUGCAUGCGCCGCCCGCCCCCCCUCUGCCCCACCGACCCCUCCAGCGACCUCUUCGACUCCUGCGUGGACAACUGGGUCGACCCCCAGGUGUUCGUCAUCUUCAACGACGACCAGAGCUACCCGUACUUCGUCAUCGAGUACGAGGAGGUUUCCAGCACGGUCUCAGUCUGAGCCUCGCUGUGGGAGGAGCUCGGUUGUCGUGGGGACGGUGGCCCCUCCCCAGGCCAGACCUUAACCGUUCGGUCUUCCUGCCUGGCACUGGGAUACUACAGGAGGAACUGUGAAGCUACCUCUACGUCCUCUCGCAUCUCCUGGGCUGAACUCCUGGGAGUUCCCUUCCGGUGGAGGGGUAUUGGACCGUCCCACACGGGUGGAUUUCCUGAGAUGUAGCUGUCCGUCCCGUGUCGAUAAGAGUCGUCGGGUUGGGGGGGGGGGCGGAGCUUUCGUAGGGGGUGCGGAGCGGUUCCCCUGCUGCAGCUCUUUGACGGACCGACGGAACUGCAGUGGCGGCAGGCGAAGGGUGUGCCUGGGGAACGAUGUUUGUUGGGACUGCUGUUCCCAAAGAGGGGCAAGAGGGGCAAAUGGAUUCUAUUGGGUGGAUGUGUGGAGGUGGGCGGAGCUGUCUGUCACAAGGGGCGGAGCUCUUUCAGAAGCGUGUCAGAGGGGAGAUCAGCGCCGUGUUUUUUGUUUCCCACCUCAGCCCAGUCUCCUCCCACCCUUUGGAACGGCCAUUUUGUUUGAAGUUUGUUUGUUUUCAUUUAUGUUUUUACCCUGUGCCUUUUUGUCUUUAAAAUGUUUAUUUAUGUUUGUCACUGUAAUUUACAAUAAAAAACAGGAUGUUUUAAUAAUAACUUA